Dunckerocampus dactyliophorus (ringed pipefish) is the source of this 3343-nucleotide messenger RNA. RefSeq names its product catenin (cadherin-associated protein), alpha-like 1 (gene ctnnal1). Bases 20 to 2584 code for a protein of 854 amino acids. Lineage: Eukaryota; Metazoa; Chordata; Actinopteri; Syngnathiformes; Syngnathidae. Gene Ontology annotation, biological process: cell adhesion; Rho protein signal transduction. Gene Ontology annotation, molecular function: cadherin binding; actin filament binding. The transcript has 19 exons. The record is from RefSeq and is a predicted model, not a curated record.
GCAUGGUGCGUGUGCAUGCAUGAGCGUGCAUGUGCUUGCCCAGGGUGGUGCGCUGCAGUCGGCUGUCUAUAAACUAGUCGUCUCUACCUCGCCGUGCUCCAGUCAACUUCCACGCUGGGUCGAGGAAGGUCCGGGCGCCUUAAAACUCAGCGUGGCUAAAAGCGAAGCGGAGCCUCGGCGCGGUGAAGCAGCUAGUCCUCUCCCACUGUCCCCGACUGCCAGCACCCGGCUUGAGCGCUCCAGGGUGAAGUCGGCGGCGGCGUCGCGCUUGGACUCAGGCCGGGCAGAGAGGCGCUGCUCGGCGGGCAUGGCUUCACCUCCGUGCGGCCACGGCAACUUCGACUCCGGCCUGGAAAUCAAAACUCGCUCGGUGGAGCAGACGCUGAUCCCGCUGGUGUCGCAGAUCACCACGCUCAUCAACCACAAGGAGCGGCCCAAAAAGUCAGAGCGCACCCUAGCGGCUGUCCACCGCGUGGGACAGGCGGUCAGCGUGGCUGUCGGACGCUUCGUCGCCGUCGGGGAGGCCAUCGCCGCCGAGAACCAAGAGCUGAAGGAUGAGAUGGGACAAGCCUGCUUCGAGGCCCGGAGGGCGGGGGACGCCAUUGCCCAGCUGACGGACGUAGGACCGGCCGCGGCCGCCCCCACACCGACAGACGCCCGCAUCACGGUGUUCAGCGACCGCACGGGAAUGGUGAAGGCCGCCCGCCUGCUCCUGUCGUCGGUCACCAAAGUUCUGGUGCUGGCCGACCGCAUUGUCAUCAAGCAGAUCGUCACGUCGCGCAACAAGGUCCUGGUGACCCUGGACCAUCUUGAGCGCGUCAGCACCUUCCAAGAAUUUGUGCAGAUUUUCAGCCAGUUUGGCAACGAGAUGGUGGAGUUUGCUCACCUCACCGGAGACAGACAGAACGACCUGAAGGACGAGAAGAAAAAAGCCAGGAUGGCAGCAGCUCGGGCCGUGUUGGAGAAAUGCACCAUGAUGCUUCUCACAGCCUCCAAGACUUGCCUGCGGCACCCGGACUGCGAGUCAGCGAGGAUCAACAAAGACGCCGUCUUCCAGAGGAUGCGCUGCGCCCUGGAGCAGGUCAUUGAGAUCGUCACAGAGGCACGGAGCUGCGGGGAGAACAAGAGCCUCCCCGCCAGUAUUUACAACGGCAUCAAGGACUACAAGUCCAGCGUGGAGUGCCUGCGGGACAACCUGUACGCCUCGCCGCCUGACAGCGUGGGCCGCCAGCUGGAGGCGCUGGUGGAGCGCACGGAGGACUUCACCGACUCUGCCUACACGGGCCACGAGCAGCGCCAGGCCAUCCUGGGCCUGUGCCAGCUGGCCCGCCAGGACGCCCAGCAGCUGCUGCACACCUGGACCAAAGCGUCGGUCCACGCCAAAGAAGCCACCGACGACUUGGAGGUGGCCAUCGCCAAGUCAUGCCAGAGCGUCAACGACCUCAGACGCGAGCUCCACAAGGUGGCGGUCAGCCGCGCCUCGGACAUGCUGAGGGUCCAUGCGGAGCAUUCGCCGCUGCGUGCGCUCAAGGCAGCCGGCGCCGAGGGAAACCUGGAGGCAGUGGCGCAGUACUCCCGAACGCUAACCGAGCAGAAGGAGCAACUGGUGGAGAACUGUCGGCUGCUGUGUCACGUGUCCGGGACCGAACCGCUUGAGAUAACGUGCACGCACGCAGAAGAGACCUUCCACGUCAUUGGACCGCAGAUCAUUUCCGCGGCCCAAACGCUGGCGCUGCACCCGUCCAGCAAGAUCGCCAAGGAGAACCUGGAGGUGUUCUGCGAAGCGUGGGAGUCGCAGCUGAGCGACAUGGUGCUGCUCGUCCGCGAGAUCAGCGACGUCUUCGAGGGCAAGCGAGGAGACAAAAGAGCUUAUUUGUCACUUCCUCGACCUGGAAAACACUCGGCUAACCUGAAGACCGCCAAGGCUGUCAAGCUGGACGCGGAGGAGCAGACGAGCAUGGCCAAACUGGGUCUGGAGCUCCGCCUGCUGUCAUCGGACGUGGAUGCCGAGGUGGAGAAGUGGGAGGAGCAAGAGCACGACGUCGUCCGGCAGAGCCAGAGCCUCGCCAGCAUGGCCUACAACAUGUAUCUGUUCACCAGAGGGGAGGGUCUGCUGAAGACAACACUCGAUCUUUUCCAUCAAGCCGAGGUUCUGUCAGAAGAAGGACUCCAGCUGAGCUCCUCCCUACAAAUCUUCUGCACUCAGCUGCUUGGAGAGGAGAGGUCAGCGGUGAUGUCAGAGCUGGAGAAACUGGCGGCCUUGUGUCAGCAACUGCAAACAGGGGCCAGGACCCCUGUGCAGGGCAAGACCGCCACCUUCCAGAAGGUGGACUCAUCCAUUCAGAAAACCAGAGGGGUGUUGACCCUUGUGCUCAACCUCCUUCCUGUCUGCAACAAGCUCAACAGGAAGUACAAGUCCGAGAGGAGCAGUCUGGGCUCCCCGCAUGACUGGCGAGAGCGCCAGAAUGCCUCCACGCCCGUCCAAGACAGCGGCGGCGUCCUCAACAACAACAACGACGGCGACUUCGGUGUCAAACCCUUCGAGCAGCACAUGGCCGGCCUCAACCUGCUGGAGAGCAACUAAGAACCCAGCCUGCUUAGGCCUGAUCCUCUUCCCCCUCUUUACUACCUCCUGUCAGGUAGCUUCUAACCUACAGAGCCAGCUCUGUCCACUGGGUGGCGACAAUCUGCCAAAAACAUCCUCCAACCUAAGCGUUGUGGAUUCAUGGACACUAAGAGCGCCCCCUGGUGGUGUCAACCAUGCUUGUGCGUUAGAUUAUAUCCUGUACAAAGUGGUGAUGUUGCUGCACACCAGCUAAACCGUAAGAGUGCGUGCAUGAUACCAGCUUGUGUUCCAGAUCCCGAUGUCGGUGUGUUAUGAAUACUUGUUGUAGACUUUUUGUGUGUCAGUGUUUGUCCCACUUUGCUUUACUACGUUACACACUCUGUGCCAUACUAUAUGGGGGAAAAAAAUGAGUUACUUGCCAAAUAUGUGUCCUUUGAAGGAUAUUUUAUCAUACUAAAGGUGUGUCAUUAAUGAAUGGUUUAUUAGCAUUAUCAAACCAUGUUGAGUGUACUGGAAAAGAUUAUUGUGCGACAUAUACCAAUGAGCGUGUGAUGGUACUCGAGGUGUCAAGGAGGUACACAAGUGUGACUGGAUGUUCAUGUUGAGAUGCUUUUUACCGCAGUGACAGCAGCUAAGGAUGCUGGGUAAUGUAGUGAGAGGUAGGACAGACGUGAAGAAAUCAUAGCUCUAGUUUUUGGACCAUCUAUUCUUUUGACAAUUAAGAUGAUAUAAUUAAAAAAUGACAUGAUGAAUGAAUAAACAAUAUUUUUUAUUAAA